CCUCGCUGGGCGGCGGUGGCUCGGGGGGCCCUUUGCUAGCGGAAAGGAACCGUCGGACUCUGGCCUUCCGAGGAGGUGGCGGCGGGGGUCUCGGCAACAAUAGCAGUAGCCGCGGCCGCCCGGAGACCUCGGCGUGGCCCCUGAGGCAUUUCAAUGGGCGAGGGCCGGCGGCUGUGGAUCUGGAGCUUGACGCGCUGGAGGGGAAGGAGUUGAUGCAGGACGGCGCGUCCCUGAGCGACAGCACCGAGGACGAGGAGGAGGGGGCGAGCCUGGGCGACGGCAGUGGGGCGGAAGGCGGCAGCUGCAGCAGCAGCAGGCGGUCGGGCGGCGAUGGUGGGGAUGAAGCGGAGGGCAGCGGUGUGGGAGCUGGCGAAGGAGAGACUGUCCAGCACUUCCCGCUCGCGCGGCCCAAGUCCCUAAUGCAGAAGCUACAGUGCUCUUUCCAGACCUCCUGGCUCAAGGAUUUUCCCUGGCUGCGAUAUUCAAAGGAUACUGGCCUUAUGUUUUGCGGCUGGUGCCAAAAGACCCCUGAUGAUGGGGGAAGCGUGGAUCUUCCGCAAGUGGGGCACGAUGAGCUUUCUCGAGGGACCCGUAACUACAAGAAAACCCUGCUUCUGAGGCACCACGUCUCCACCGAGCACAAACUCCACGAAGCCAACGCCCAGGAAUCAGAAAUUCCAUCAGAGGAGGGGUACUGUGACUUUAAUAGUAGGCCAAAUGAGAACUCUUACUGUUAUCAACUUCUUCGACAACUAGAUGAACAGAGAAAGAAAGACAUUCUUUGUGAUGUCAGCAUUGUGGUGAGCGGGAAAAUCUUUAAAGCUCAUAAGAACAUCCUGGUUGCAGGCAGCCGUUUCUUUAAGACUUUAUAUUGCGUUUCAAACAAAGAAAGCCCUAACCAAAACAAUACUACCCAUUUAGAUAUUGCUGCAGUUCAAGGUUUUUCAGUCAUCUUGGACUUCUUGUAUUCUGGUAACCUGGUGCUCACAAGCCAAAAUGCCAUUGAAGUGAUGACAGUGGCCAGCUACCUUCAAAUGAGUGAAGUUGUUCAAACUUGCCGAAAUUUCAUUAAAGAUGCCUUAAAUAUAAGCAUUAAAUCAGAAGCUCCGGAGUCUGUAGUUGUGGACUACAAUAACAGAAAACCAGUUAAUAGAGAUGGUCUGUCUUCACGGGAUCAAAAAAUUGCCAGCUUUUGGGCAACACGGAAUCUUACCAAUUUGGCAAGUAAUAUAAAAAUUGAAAAUGAUGGUUGUAAUGUCGACGAGGGCCAAAUAGAAAACUACCAAAUGAAUGACAGUAAUUGGGUCCAGGAUGGUUCUCCUGAAUUGGCUGAAAAUGAAUCUCAAGGUCAAACAAAAGUAUUUAUUUGGAAUAACAUGGUCUCCCAGGGAAUUCAAGACACUGGCAAAACAAGGAGGAAAAACCAAACUACAAAGAGAUUUAUUUAUAAUAUACCACCUAAUAAUGAAACAAAUUUAGAAGAUUGCUCAGCGAUGCAGCCACCUGUUGCCUAUCCAGAAGAAAAUAAGACCCUAAUCAUUAAGGAGGAACCAGAUUUGGAUGGUGCUCUACUCUCAGGGCCUGAUGGUGAUAGGAAUAUGAAUGCAAAUUUAUUGGCUGAAGCCUGCUCUGGUCAAGAUGGAGGUGAUGCUGGUACUUCACAUGAUUUCAAGUAUGGUUUGAUGCCUGGUCCAUCAAGUGAUUUCAAGUAUGGAUUAAUACCAGGUACUUCAAAUGAUUUCAAGUAUGGAUUGCUACCAGGUGCUUCAAAUGAUUUCAAGUAUGGAUUAUUGCCAGAAUCGUGGCCAAAACAAGAAACUUGGGAAAAUGGUGAAUCAUCUCUAAUCAUGAACAAAUUAAAAUGCCCUCAUUGUAGCUAUGUAGCCAAAUACAGACGAACACUAAAAAGGCACUUGCUCAUUCAUACGGGAGUGAGAUCAUUUAGCUGUGACAUUUGUGGAAAGCUGUUUACACGGAGAGAACAUGUAAAAAGACAUUCCCUGGUGCAUAAAAAGGAUAAAAAAUACAAAUGUAUGGUGUGUAAGAAGAUCUUCAUGUUAGCAGCCAGUGUUGGAAUAAGACAUGGAUCUCGACGCUAUGGUGUUUGUGUAGACUGUGCAGAUAAAUCACAACCAGGAGGGCAAGAAGGUGUAGAUCAGGGGCAGGAUACAGAAUUCCCUCGGGAUGAAGAGUAUGAGGAGAAUGAAGUAGGAGAAGCUGAUGAAGAGCUGGUUGAUGAUGGAGAAGAUCAGAAUGAUCCAUCUAGAUGGGAUGAAUCAGGAGAUGUCUGUAUGUCUCUGGAUAAUUAACUGACCUGCUACUAUACUCCUCAAGGAUGCUGCAUUUGGACAUAUGAAUCGACAAUUUGGAUUGUUGAACUUGAAGGCUUGCAAAAUAUGGUACAUGCUGGAUGGUAGUUAUGUUGCUGUGAAAACUGUAGGGUCAAAGCCUUAUAGCAAAAAAAAAAAAAAAUUAUAUUUGCACAGGACUAUACAGCAAACAACCAUGUGGUUGGAUUACAUGGAGUCCCCACAUAUUCAGUUAACAAAGUAAAAUAUUUUUUAUUUAUAGGAUAUACAGUAACUAUUUGGGUACUAUGAAAAUAUAGUACCUAUCCUUAAUAGAGCUUACAUUCAUGUGCCACUUUAACAUGAGUGAAGAAAAUCCAUUUAUGGAAAUACAGUGACAGUUGACCCAAUCACUUUGUCCAUCAAACCACUCAGGCUAGUUUGUACUAGUAGAGUUUUGUUUCUAUUUUUAUUUUUAUUAAUUUUAUUUUUUUUAAUACAGAUUUUCAGUGAGGGGCUUUUUCAACCCCAAUGGUUCUAUUUUCUUGUAUUUUUCCAUUUUAAUUUGCUUCAUAACUUAAACCAAGUCUCUUCUAGUCUUAGGUAUUUCUCAAUUUUGUGCUGAUGGGCAUGUUUAUAAGAACUGGAGAGGUAAUUUAUUUGGAAUGAACUGACUUCCCCCAACCCUUCUUUCCUUUUUUUGACAUGAAUUUUACUACUUCACAAAUGAAGAAUGAUGUUGCAGAGUUACCAUGGUGAAGUUGACAAAUACCACUAAAAUGAUUAUGAUUUAUAAGUAACUUUCUCCUGCUGCUCUAAUCUGAUAAAUGGUUACUAUAUGACGUUUUCUGACAUGGUAUUUGGUUUUGGGUAUCUGUUACUUUGGCACUAUUCUUGUUUGCCUCUUAUUAUUUUUGCCAGUGUACUAUACCUCAGCCUUAUUUGAAAGACAGAAAUCUGAUCAAAAAAAGUCAUAGAAACAAUAAGUAAAAUGAUUUGUUUUAUAAUUUAUCCUCCAUGUCCAGUUUGGUUAGCUUGUUAUGCAAUAUAAGUGAAAUAUCAGGUUUUUACUCCUGUGCCCUCUUUAUCAUUAAAAUUAACGCAAAAUGUUCAUUCUCUUUUGUUUCAUACUUACCGGAUAUUGAGUGUUUCGAAAUUAUGAUUAAUUUAUUUUUCCAUACACCUUGAAUAUAGUCUUACUAGUCACCAUGAUUCAACAAUCUACAAAUGUCUUUAUUUUAUAAAUAAAAUGUUGAGAGGCUUUAUUAAGAUCUUUAGGGUACAAAGGAGGUGAUAUAUUAAGUUGUAAUUAUUAGAUUAUUUAGCCUGGUGAUGAAUGAAUUGCUAUAUGUGGAAGUCUCAGAAACAUUUCACCUAUUAUUAAUGUGGACAUUUAUCAGGAGCAUAAUAUAUAAGAUUGAGUGACAUCAUUUUCAGCUUUCUUUUAAAUAAAAAUUGAGUAUAUUUUCCUAUUUUAUAUCAGGUAACUAAAUUAUGUUAGCUGUAUGAAAAUUUUUGCAAAGAUGCUUUGACAGAUAAAUUCUUUUGGUGCUCCAUCUAAUCAAAGUUGAAAAAUUGAUUUUUUUUUUUUUUAAGAGACAAGCUUUCUCAUUGUCUCUGAUUUCAGUAGAAUAAUGGUUUAAUGUUAGUGAUGUUUCUGCUUGGGUAAAUCAGAAAUAAAAGGUUAGUUACAUGGUAACUAACUUUUUGUCAUCUAAACUUUAUUAUAGUUUCUACAUAAUUAUAAGCCUGACAAAUGAACAGUUUUGGUUUGAUUUUUUGUUUGUUUGUUUAAAACUGAAGAGUACAUCUUAUUCUCAGUGUUCUAGACAAAUAAGUAAAAUGUAAUUCUAGUGAGGUCCAAAGUAGAAAUUAGUUGGGCAAAGAUACUAUGAAUGAAAAAGUAUUUUAAGCGUAAAAUGUUCUGCUUUGUGAAUAAUGUAAGUAUAGUAUAAAGAUUUCUUUCAUCCCAUUUAUCCCCUUCCUUUAAAAUAAACCAUAGUUUACAAUUGGUAGAUCUGUCUAUAUAUAAAUAUAUAUUAAAGAGCAAAGAUAUAUAUCUAAAAAAAAAUCACCUAAGUCUGCUUUAUUAGACUAUAGUUCACUUAUUGCAUAGAAACUGGACUUGGCUUUACAUUCUUAAUGUACUUUUACUUUUCCUCAAGAUAUGAACUUAUUCUCUUGAAACUGAAUUUUCUUUUAUUACUUAAAUCAUUUAUGUAUAUCUGGUAAAUUAUGACCAAAUUUUUUGUUAGAUUGCAUACAGUAAAUUGAAAUACAUAUGUGGUACACUACGGGAUUGUUGUGCAUUUGUUUUGGUUUUAGUUGGAAACAAGGUUUGAUGUAGAUGGUUUGUUAAUGUUAAUUUAAAAUAUUCUAAUUGUCCAUUUCCUUCAAUGUUGUGUUGUGCCAGAUUUGGCUAUAUUUUUAGUCAUCUGAAAUAUGAUACUUUAAAAGUUUGUUUUUAGGUAAUCCAAAGGAAAAAUGUUUAUACUCUUGAAUAUAUUAGCCUCAGCCUAUAUAAAAAUUUCUUUGAAGUAAACAUUUUACCAGAAACAAAAUUGACAGAUUUUUCUACUUGCCGUCUGCCUAACUUAUUAUGUUUCAUGAUCUCGAGGGACUGCCUUUUUCCCUUCUAGAUCUUUUUUAAAAAAUAGUUUUAGUACUAAGGUAUACUACUGGACGUUUCUAUUUUUUUAAGUAUAUUCUUUUUCUGACUUACAGUACAACAAUUUCAGGAAGUUAAUAGAUACUAAGAACUUAUGAUUGGUCUUGAGGUAACAAUGAAAUGAAUACUCAUAAUUUUGUCUGGAACUCUGGCAGAAUUAUAUGUUAAACAUUUGGUGAAGUUUUCUCGUAAUUUAUAUUUUAAAUAAAAAAUAUUUUAGAGCUUUUAAUUUUAAUGAAGGGGAAGAGUUUAAACUUUCAUAUUUACUUUAGUAACAGGCCCUCUCAAGUCAAGAUCUUAUAUUUCUUAGGAUUCUGAGACAGUUACUUCCAUAUGGUCUCCUCUUUGUCAUGGUUCUUGGCCCUUGGUUUUUUUUUUUUUUUAAUUCACUAGAUAAUUUUCUGAAUUUUAGUAAGCAAUUGAGUUUAAAAAAGAAACAUAGUAGGAAGAGGAAACUGGACAGUAAAGGAGUAUCUUUGAAAUUUGUGAUAGAGGGAGCUCUAGCUGGUCAAAGUUGAGUCAUCCUAAUGGAGAAUAGUGAGCUGAAUGAGUUAAUUCAUUUAAAGUUUUUAGAACACUGGAACUUACUAGUACAUAAUACAUUUCAGUUUAACAAUAGAUGUGAACCAAGAGGAAAAAUAGAAAUAAAAUAUGGUAGAAAGGAGGAAAAUAAAGGAUUAGGAUUUGGAAAUUCAUUAGUAUGAUUUAGUAUAAAAGGCCUGAAGAUGACUGGAGUAGUAUAAUAUGGGGAAUAGUGUGAUGAAAAAUAGAUUUUAAAAACAAAUCUUAAAAUUUAAAGCUUUAAUAAGCUUUUGUUUGUAGGGUUUUGUGAACAUAGCAUGAAAGGUUUAAAUUCAUUUUUCUGAAUAAGAUUCCAAAAGCUACCAGUUUCUUUUGAGUGCCCACACUUGCCAUUGUUCUGUAUACAUUAUUUUGUGUAAUCCCUAUAAAGUAGGUGCUAUUGUCUCCAUUUUAUAGAUAAGGAAAGGCUCAGAAAUUCAGAAAUUUAACGCAGCUAUAAUAAGAGCUGGGAUUUGAUCAGGUCUGAUUCUGAAGCCCAAGCUCUUUCUGGGAGGCUCUAUUGCUGCCUCAUUAAACAACUUAUUUGUAGAAUUCCAGCUCUUUAAUGGAGUCUAUGGAGAUUUAUAUUUUCCCUACAAAAUAGCUAUGUUAGGAAUUUUGUGAGUAUCCCUCCUCCCGCCAAUAAGCAUCCUUACUACUCUUUCCUCCUGAUAAAGCAAUUGUUUAGUCACUAUGACUUAAAUAAGACACACAACCUCAGUGUAGCAUAUAUUAUUAGUGGGCUGUGGCAUUUUCAUUUUUAAAAAAAAAUGAUUUUUUAAUCUGACAAACUAGAUUUGAGCCCCAGUUUUUGUGCCGUUCAGUCACCCGGAUCCUUAAACUUAACUAUGGUACAUAAUAUACACACUUAGAACUACAAACAGGCAUUUUCUUAGUCACUUUAGGAUAAAGUUUUUUGUUUUCCUGCUGUAUCCCUGCGUUCAAGUGAAGUUGAACAAUCCUAAGUAGUAUGAAAUGUGUUAGGGAUAAGCACACGUAAAGAUGUUUUCUAGCCCUGAAUUUUAUGACAUUGUGUACUUUAAAGUUAGAGUACACUAGCCAGUGAGAACAAGAUUCUGGGUUGAGGAGAGAGAUGGUUGAGGCCAUUAUCAAAUGGGAGAAUCAGCAUUUUAAACACUGUAAACACAGAACACUUUCUUCUGCCUGCUGUUUGUAAAAGCUCUCUGGGAAGAUCUUUUACGAAGACCAAUUUUUUAAAAAUGUAAUUUACCUACCUAAUAUAAGUGUCCUAAGACAUGUAUGUAACUUCCAAGACUGUUUUGUUUGUGUAUUUAGAAAAUACACAAGAAUCUUUAUCAAACCUAAAAAUAUAAACUUGUGAGCACUAAACUGCAUCUGGCUUUGUGAAUUUUAUUGACUCUGGCAUUUAAUUCGAAUUUCUUUGUAUAAAUUUAGACUAAUUGGGACAAGGGGAACACUUUUGGAAACUUUGACUUAUGUGUAAUUUGGAAAUCUCUUGUUUUUAAGUUUUACAAAUUUGAAUUGUAGAAUAUUAUGAGGGGUUUAUUUAUUUGUAUGUUUUUAUAUGAAAGUACAUAAAUGACUCAAACUA
Messenger RNA from Ictidomys tridecemlineatus (thirteen-lined ground squirrel), 7090 nucleotides. It is a transcript of the gene Zbtb10, whose product is annotated as zinc finger and BTB domain containing 10. Gene Ontology annotation, molecular function: RNA polymerase II cis-regulatory region sequence-specific DNA binding; DNA-binding transcription factor activity, RNA polymerase II-specific; protein binding. Gene Ontology annotation, biological process: regulation of transcription by RNA polymerase II. The record is from RefSeq and is a predicted model, not a curated record. Lineage: Eukaryota; Metazoa; Chordata; Mammalia; Rodentia; Sciuridae.